AUGAAUGCCUACCGCGAACGAAACGUACAAACCCCGGACACUCCUCCGUCAGCCGAUGCUGGCGGCGAGGCCACCAAAACCGACACUACUGAGCCCACCACUGACCCUCCAUCAAGAAAUGCAACCAGACCCAGCGUAGGAUGCACCAUUACCCAUUCCUGCUCAUCACACGACCCAUCGCACAGAGACACAUUUGAUCCGCCAUGUUGGCAAAUGAUCGAGUACCGCCAUAAGGACUGCGACAUUUGCCACGCAUUCAUAGCCUUCAACAGCCGGUUCACCACAGACCUCAACAACCAUUACGAGAAAGUGGCAGAGCUGGCUCUCAACACGAUUAAUGUCUUCCACGAGGGCUCACCCAUAGUCCAGAGUGUAGACGUGUCAAGCCACAGUGAGAAAGAAACGACCCGUCUAGCAGUGGAGGUGACUGCUUCAACAGUAGACUGA
Diaporthe citri is the source of this 447-nucleotide messenger RNA. RefSeq lists its product as uncharacterized. The transcript has a single exon. The record is from RefSeq and is a predicted model, not a curated record. The coding region runs from base 1 to 447 and encodes 148 amino acids. NCBI's taxonomy places the organism in Eukaryota, Fungi, Ascomycota, Sordariomycetes, Diaporthales, Diaporthaceae.